Molecule: messenger RNA, 4521 nt
Organism: Penicillium atrosanguineum
Lineage: Eukaryota; Fungi; Ascomycota; Eurotiomycetes; Eurotiales; Aspergillaceae
Gene: nte1
Product: lysophospholipase
Exons: 2
Coding region: 1-4521 (1506 amino acids)
Biological process (GO): lipid metabolic process
Cellular component (GO): endoplasmic reticulum
Molecular function (GO): phosphatidylcholine lysophospholipase A1 activity
Source: RefSeq, a predicted model, not a curated record
AUGGCGAACGGAUUAGCUCCAUCACUCGCCCUCAGCCUAACGGCUGCAACUUCAUCCUCUAGCUUGACAACCGCUUUACCCGCGUCUGCUACCUCCUCCCCGCCCUUCCUCCCUCCGACUCCUUCAACGAUGGCGGGUUGGAUUGGUUGGGUCUUGACCUUCGUCUUCCAGGUCGUUCCCCGCAGCCUGUACUGGCUUAUUACUUUCACCACUCUCACCUUGCCUACAUGGCUUUUUACGCUCUUCUCGAUGAGCUUGACGUUCACCAUGAAUUUCACCACCCUCAUGUUGAUCGUUCUCGCCGUGGUCUCGACCGUCAGCUGGUUCAUCCGAUACCGCUUCUUGAACAUGUACAGCCGGUUACCUCCGGAGCCCCAACGCAAAGAAGCGCAAAUCGAUCUCUUCCCCGAUAUACAAGAAGGCGACGUCAAGUCCGGACUGGCCAACUAUCUCGAUGAGUUUCUCAGCGCCAUCAAGGUGUUCGGAUAUCUCGAACGGCCAGUCUUCCACGAGUUGACACGGACAAUGCAGACGAGAAAGCUGAUUGCCGGCGAAACACUCAUGUUGGAAGAAGAAAAGGGCUUCUGCCUAGUGGUGGACGGUCUGGUUCAGAUCUUCGUGAAGUCAACGCGAGAGGGAAAGACAGUGUCGGAGGAGGACCUCCACUUGGACGAAGUCACCUCUGAAGAAGAGGGUGACCCAUUGCAUGGUCGACAGGGUUAUCAGCUGUUGACAGAGGUGAAGAAUGGCGCGUCCAUGUCGUCCCUGUUCUCUAUCCUGUCGCUGUUCACCGAAGACAUUCAACUCCGCACGUCACGGAGCUCUAGCUCCAGCACCUCGAGCGUGGAGCCGAGCAUCGCCCAAGUUGUCGAUUCUUUACCGGUCAGUCCUAGUGUCGGGGUAAUUGAUAGCCCUUUGAACGCUGCGAGAGACUUUGGCUCACCGACGCCUAAUAAUGGCCAACCCGGCUCUCUACCCUUCGUCCCUCCUUUGCAUCUUGGAGAAAGCCACAGCAUGCCCCAGCGCCCUCCGCAGCCCGAGCCCCGACAACACAAGAGACGUAGAAAGUCAGUUCACCCAGACAUUGUCGCCCGCGCAACGGUGGACACUACUAUUGCUAUCAUUCCUGCCAGUGCUUUCCGCCGUCUGACACGGGUUUACCCACGCGCGACGGCCCAUAUUGUACAGGUCAUCUUGACGCGCCUUCAAAGAGUAACAUUUGCAACCGCCCACUCUUACCUCGGAUUGACCACGGACGUUCUUGGCAUCGAGAAACAGAUGACCAAGUUCACCAGCUGGGAUCUGCCAAAUGACCUUCGUGGAAGUGCUCUCGAUCGUCUCAAGGAUAAAUUUAUGCGAGAGCGAGACCGCCUGGGUCCCGAGGAUGUUUGCAAGGGUAUUGCGCUCCACAACCCAUCGGCUGGUCGGCGACGCUCGAGCAGCUCUCUCAAGAAAGAUGCUGUUCUCCAAGCUCGUCUGGCCGGCGAAAGCCGGCCUGUUGGCCUUACGCCCAUGCCCCAACGACAACCAAGUAACUUUAAUGACCGUGACACCAGCGGAGUUAGUCCCGGUGACUUGCUGUCUACCAUUCAGCUCUCCCGAUUCGGACCACGCCAUGAUCAUCUCGGACCGCAGCUUACAAGUCCUUUGACUGAGCGUGAACGUCCUCUAUUCCGAACCUCUCACAUGAUGGCUAGCCGGCCCUCCCCGUUCCAGCGGAAGGAUUCGUCCGUGGAUGAAGACACUCUCUUCCGUGAUUCCAUCCUGGAUUGUAUCAUGAAAGGCAUCGGGUUGACCGAAAGUACCAAUGAAACUCUGCGGAAGGGUAGCCAUGUGUCUGGCGACGCCUCCCCGAGGUUACUUUCCUACGAUUCACGUCGACAGAAGGCCGUCUUCUCCAAUGCAUUCGGUUUCAUUGACCCGUACGAGGGUUCCGGCGAUAUCGAAACCGAGUCUAUGUCGUCUAUGUCCGUGACCAGUGCCGGUGGCACGUCCCCGGUCGUCAACCUCCGUGAAGAGCUACGCUAUGAUAUUGAGGUGGUAUACUUCCCUCAGGGCUCUGUUCUUGUCGAGCAGGGUGAGCGCCACCCUGGUCUAUACUACGUGAUCGAUGGUUUCCUGGACGUAGGCAUUCCGAUCAACAAUCGUGGGGAUGAUCUCGUCGGCACAUCUCGCCCGUCCGGCUCGGCACAGGAAGAGCUUUUCCCCAAGCUCAGGCGCACGACAACUGGAUCUUCUCGCACUUUAGGCGUGAAUGGUACGAGUGAUUCUCGCCGCAAGUCCCAGUCCCGCAAGUCUCUGUAUUUAAUCAAACCCGGUGGUAUUCAGGGAUAUGUUGGCGGUCUUGCUUCUUAUCGUUCCUAUACGGACGUCGUUGCGAAGACGGAUGUCUACGUGGGAUUCCUUCCGCGUGCUUCUCUCGAGCGUAUUGCUGAUCGCUACCCUAUUGCCUUAUUGACCCUGGGCAAGCGAUUGACUAGCCUGCUUCCGCGCCUGCUACUUCACAUUGACUUUGCUCUCGAGUGGGUGCAGGUCAGUGCAGGCCAGGUGAUCUACCACCAAGGAGACGAAAGUGAUGCGAUCUAUCUUGUUCUAAAUGGUCGUUUGAGAUCUGUUUUAGAGGGUCAAAAUGGAAAGAUGACUGUCAUCAGCGAAUACGGUCAGGGCGAAAGUGUCGGCGAGCUUGAGGUUAUGACUGAGUCUACUCGCCCUGCUACCCUUCAUGCCAUUCGUGAUACCGAAUUGGCCAAAUUUCCCCGCUCGUUGUUCAAUAGUCUUGCGCAAGAGCACCCGGGAAUCACCAUUCAAGUUUCAAAGCUCAUUGCCCAGCGUAUGCGCGACUUGGUGGAGCAUCCCUUGUCUGAGAAGGGCGUUGAACAGGGAACUGUCGGUGGCGUUCAGACUGCAACAUCCACCGUUAACCUUCGCACCGUUGCAAUUGUCCCGGUUACUGCAGGCGUUCCUGUGGUUGAAUUUGGACAUCGCCUGCUGGAUGCGUUGCACCAAGUUGGCGUGAACCGAGGCGUUACAUCCCUCAAUCAAGCCGCAAUUCUGAACCACCUAGGCCGACAUGCGUUCACCAAGAUGGGCAAGCUCAAGUUGUCUCAGUAUCUGGCUGACCUCGAGGAGAAGUACGGUCUUGUCUUGUACAUCGCCGAUACAAAUGUCAAUUCACCCUGGACGCAGACUUGCAUUGCACAAGCUGACUCCAUUCUGCUGGUUGGCCUCGCUGAAGCUUCUCCACGGAUUGGUGAAUAUGAACGUUUCCUUCUCGGCAUGAAGACCACCGCCCGCAAGGAACUAGUGUUAUUGCAUUCCGAGCGCUACUGCCCGCCCGGCCUAACCCGCCGCUGGUUGAAGAACCGAGUAUGGAUCAAUGGUGGACACCACCACAUCCAAAUGGCCUUCCGCCUAACCUCUGAACCAUCCCACCCUCAGACAAAGAAAUUCGGUACAGUUUUGAAACAGCGUGUUCAAAUCCUGCAAGCCGAGAUCCAGAAGUAUACCUCCCGGCGCAUCCAAGAAACACCUCUUUACUCCGCACAAACCCCAUUCAAGGGCGACUUCCACCGCCUUGCUCGACGCCUGUGCGGCAAAUCCGUCGGUCUCGUCCUAGGCGGCGGUGGAGCUAGAGGAAUUUCCCAAGUAGGUGUGAUCAAAGCCCUCGAAGAAGCCGGAAUCCCAAUCGACAUUAUUGGAGGUACAUCCAUUGGCUCCUUCAUUGGUGCCUUAUACGCCCGCGACGCAGACGUCGUCCCCAUGUAUGGCCGCGCGAAGAAAUUCUCCGGUCGUAUGGGUAGUAUGUGGCGCUUCGCACUGGACCUGACGUAUCCAACCGUCUCCUACACAACGGGCCACGAGUUCAACCGUGGUAUUUUCAAGACAUUUGGCGAUAGCCAGAUCGAAGACUUCUGGCUUGAGUUCUACUGCAAUACGACUAAUAUCAGUCGCUCACGAGCGGAGUUCCAUUCUUCCGGCUAUGUCUGGCGGUAUGUCCGUGCGUCCAUGACCCUGGCUGGUCUCAUCCCCCCGAUCUGCGAUGAGGGAAGCAUGCUCCUGGACGGUGGAUACAUCGACAACCUAACCGUGGCUCACAUGAAGAGUCUCGGCGCAGAUGUCAUCUUCGCCGUGGACGUGGGGUCCAUAGACGAUAACACGCCCCAGGGCUACGGCGAUUCGCUCUCUGGAUUCUGGUCCGUUUUUAAUCGCUGGAACCCAUUCUCCUCCCUCCCCAACCCGCCUACCCUCUCCGAGAUCCAAGCGAGAUUGGCAUACGUUUCUUCCAUUGACAACCUCGAGCGCGCGAAGAAUACAGCCGGAUGUCUUUAUAUGCGUCCGCCUAUCGAUCCAUACGGAACACUGGACUUUGGAAAGUUCGAUGAGAUCUACCAAGUGGGCUAUGCCUAUGGUCGGGAGUUUCUGGAUAAGUUAAAGGAUGAGGGAUCGCUUCCGAUUCCAGAGGAGACGGAGGAGAAGCGGAAAUUGCAGCGCACGAUGGCUCCGAGACGAGCUAGUAUUUAG